AUGUCUGCUUAUAAAUAUAAUGAUUUAAUUAAAUUAACUACUCAAUAUGCACAUCGUAUGAACUAUUUAUCAAAUCGUAUAUUCGGUGAAGUAGCGCGAGCAACAAAUUCAAAGUCUUUGAAGGUGGUGAAAAUGUACAGUGAAGAGCCUGUGGGAAAACGUGAUUACGUUAUCAACUGGUAUCCAAGACAUGUGGAGACUCACAUACUUAUGAAGAACUUAAGACUUUAUGGUUUAUUUAGAGAUGAGCACGAAGAUUUCAAAGAAGAAAUGAAACGUAUGCGUAAACUUAGGGGCAAAGCUCCACCCAAAAAAGGAGAAGGCAAACGAUCCAAAAAAUAAAAUUCCACCAAGUUUUAAAAGCAUUUUUAUUCAUUUAUGGCGGUUAAUAAAAGUUUAGCUUCACCUUGAAA
Molecule: messenger RNA, 413 nt
Organism: Glossina fuscipes
Lineage: Eukaryota; Metazoa; Arthropoda; Insecta; Diptera; Glossinidae
Gene: mRpS33
Product: 28S ribosomal protein S33, mitochondrial
Exons: 2
Coding region: 1-342 (113 amino acids)
Cellular component (GO): mitochondrion
Source: RefSeq, a predicted model, not a curated record